CCCUUAAAACUGCAUCAGCAUCUAGGUGGCUGCAGAUCGUUAUAAUAAGAUAGAGCUUAAUGAUAGUGGAAAAAUGUCAAGCGGGAAAACAUCACACGUGAAGACAACGCGCCAUGGAGAGACGGAGGGUGGGACUCCGCCUAUUGAUCAAAGUCCAUCCUCCUCCCUUUUGUCUUUUCUUCAGUUUGUUAACUUCUCCAAAAGCCGCAUGGACUCCGUGUGAGCCGCCCAAACCUCCUGGCAUGCCGUCGCUUCAUUUCGUUGGAUUCUGGCACAUCCGGACUGAGUCGGUCCGCCAACAAGCAGAGACUUUCCCCUCCUUUCCCUGAAGCGGAGGUUUCAUGGAGUUUUUUGGGAAAUCAUUAAUUGACAGCACAAGAUCGAGGUCUGAAGCUACUUCAUUGAACCACAAUACCAAAGGACCAUAUGAUGAGCAGCCAGCCAAUGCCCACCGUUGUUGACCCGGUGUUUCGAAGCAAAAUGCCCCUAUUAGACGGGACCAUAGCAUCCACAGGACUGUCGAAACCACAAAAUAUGUCUGGCUUCCUGGGUAAGCAGAUGCUGCAGUACGGCGGGGCGUACUUCACUUAUGAUCCCAGAGGAAAGGACGCGGCAGGAUUCACUUCUUGGAGCAACUCAAAGACCUCUCUGGUCGAUGCCAGAAGUCCUGUGAGUCCCCUUUCUGGCAUGGAUAGACAAAACCACAUCAUUUACAGGCAAGACAGCAAUUCCUCAGAGGAAGGCCAUUGCCUUUCUUCCCCACUGUAUCAUGCCAGAGUAAAACCGGGCUUUACAUUAUUCGCUAAAAGUCCUGGGAUCAGCAGUCCUACCGCUGGGGGGUCAGCGGCUCAAAGAAAACCAAAAACUGGAGGUGAGAAUCUAUCUCCCACAUCUGAAAACGCUGUUUACUUAGCGAUUCCUAAGCCAGUCUAUGUGCAUAACCCCUGCUGUAAUGAACUGGGUUGUGUGAUGACACAACGAUACAGCCUGGAACAGGGCUCUCCGAGGAUGCCAAACACUGUGUAUGAGCACGAUUGGAUGCAAACAGAUAGUCACUACACAGAGAGACCACCCAUCCAGAGGAAAGCACAAGACAGCGUGCCGCAACAGAGAGGUUUACAGAUGGAGUCCAGUGGCGAGAGACUAAAGAGGAUGACUGAAGGGACGUGGAGCCCAGGUAGAACGAGGACUUUUCCUGGUAGGAUUGACCCCAAAUACAGCAGUUAUCCAUGCACCCCGACUCGCACACUCUUAGGUUCUCCAAGUGAGCACAGCCAGCAUUUACAGACCUCCCCCAGAGGUUACCCUAGCUUGUACCCCUCCCAUCCCGUAUAUGAGCAUAUGACCUCAGAGGUUUAUCGGGAACAUUCUCCCAUGACCAAAUAUGGCCACCUACCACAGCACCCAAUGUUUUACUACGCUCAGGCAAAUGCAGAGGUAGAGAACGGGACACAGUUCAAGCAGAGAGAAGAUGUGCCUGUUAUUGUUAAACACACACUCCCAAACACAAGGGAGCAGUACAUCGGGCCUCCGUUGUUUCAUGGUGAAAUACCAUUGCCAGGCACUGAAACAUUGCCAAAUCAUGCCUUGAUGCAGGCUUUUGACUAUUCAUAUUACGCAGUUCCCAGAUUUAAUUUAAAUGCAAGCCAACUCAGAGCCCCACUGAAAAGGCAACAUAGUUCCCCUGGCGUUAAUUAUUCCCCAUCCAGCCAAUACGUGGAGCACCCCAUGGCCUCUGCAACCAACCUACACAAGGAAAAAACCAACUCUAGCCUGCGUGUUGGCCAACCACACACCAACUCACCAUUGCUACGCGUGGACCAAACCAACUCACCAUUGCUACGCGUGGACCAAACCAACUCACCAUUGCUACGUGUGGACCAAACCAGUCCUGCCAGACGUGAAAGCCAAGCUGGGGUCUCACCAUCCAGCAUACAGACCAACAGAUUUUUUCACCCACUCAACAGCCUGCACAUUGACCGACCUGUCUUUCCACCAACUGGCUCGAGCAUGGACAGAAGGAUGGACUAUUCCGCUUAUGAUGCCCAGGUUACGUGCCCAAAAAUGGCAAAAAGCCUUCCUGUUUCGCCAGCUGCAUGGCCGCCCCGGUCACCCCAUCACAGUUCAGAUCGAGUCCAGGCAGCUGUACCUCAUUGUGCAAACGUCCGAAAAAUAAUUUAUUCCCCGGCCGCUGCAAUAGGAAAUAAACAGGAUGGCUCCGCAUCCAGUUCAGGCCCUGCUGCUCUGAAAGAGGGCCCGAAGAGACGUCUUUCUAAAUCCCCUUCACCAAUCAAAAUAAAGGAAGAGGAUAGGGAUCUAUGUGAGGUUGAACUCCAUAAGAAAAGACAAAGGGUGAAAAUGGCGAAUGGAGAAGUAGGAAAUAAAACGGACUCUCCUCCAAUGCCAGUAAUUGACAAUGUCUUCAGCUUGGCACCUUACAAAGUGUACCUGCAGGCAUCUGGAGAGUUAUUUCCAGGCAGAAUCGGCCAAUCAGCUGAGCAGCCUGACAACAAAACCAAGAUGGACCUUAAAGCAAAAAUGCCCAAUCGAGGUGAACAGCAGUCUGUGCUGCGUCUAGUUUCCAGAACAACGUCUGCAGGUAUUUACACAGAGAAGAAGCCUGCUGAAGAGAUCUUUGAACCCAAAAAUAUUAAAGUGGAAGAAAAGGUAUAUCCAUUAGAUCCCGAUGGCGAGAGAUACUGCAGCAAAUUAACAAUCAAAAGAGAAACCGAAGAGACUAGUUCAUGCAACAGCGAACCAAUGUUGGUGAUAAAGAAAUGUGAACCUGAUGAACUUGAAAGUAAACCCCCAUUAGCAGAUGAGAAAGUAACUUCAGAUGAGUCCAAACCUGGUGAGGUCACGGCACCGGUCUGUCCUGAGAACUCGUCUUCUCGGGCUGAUGUAAGCACACCGCCGGCGCAGCUGGUCGUCUUGCAGCCCAAAACCGUUACUCCACCUCAACCACCUGAAAGCAAACUCGAUUUUAGAAACAUUCCUCCCCAGAGUCUGAAACUUUCCACCUACAAAUUAUUCUUUUGUGACACAAAGCAAUCUUCUCCGGCUCCUGCACAGCCAAUAACCCAAGUUCUAGUCCGCAAGCACUUCUUUGAAAUGCACCAUGCACUCUGCAAGUUGGUGUCCGACUUAGUGCUGGCUUCUUCAAAGCAGGAACUGCGAACCUGGCUGUCUCAGGUGGGACUUACUGAAGCAGCAUCUCCUCCAACCAAAGUCCAGAAAGUGUCUUGUUUGUUGGGGGUAAAAGCCAGAGAGGUGUGGCUCAAUGAGGAGAUGAAGUCUGCGCUCCACACGGUGCUGGAGAGGAUGAGAGAGUACACCGCCCAGGACCGCUGUCCUUUCCCACACGUCAUGCGGACGGGGGCCGUGUUCCUCCCCAUGCUGGUGGUGAAGGAGCUGCUGUUUCCCACGGUGCAGGGCAGCUUCAUCGACCAGGUCCUGCAGGAGCACAGAGUGGAGCUGCGGCCGACCACGCUCUCCGAAGAAAAGCUCCUCGUCCAGUUUCACAAAAGAGCCUGUUCCUCCAGGCUCAGGAGACUAAUGUCCCUCAAACACCUGCCUGACAUCUACGCCGACGUGGUCAACCUUUUGUAUCACACCUGUGUCUGCAAACACCUGGAAUCAACCUCACCUGAUGUCCAAAAGAAAGUCCAGGAUUAGAGGCGGAUGACCCUGAUGACGGAGAAACGGAUGACGGGGGCGAGGGGACGCCUGGCCGCAGGAGUCCUGCGUUUUCAGACAUCACCGCCUCGCCCUCAGAAUCCCGCCAAGCGAGA
Pungitius pungitius (ninespine stickleback) is the source of this 3791-nucleotide messenger RNA. It is a transcript of the gene prmt2ip, whose product is annotated as chromosome 6 C15orf39 homolog. NCBI's taxonomy places the organism in Eukaryota, Metazoa, Chordata, Actinopteri, Perciformes, Gasterosteidae. Bases 427 to 3675 code for a protein of 1082 amino acids. The transcript is spliced from 4 exons. The record is from RefSeq and is a predicted model, not a curated record.